AUGUUACAUCUGGGUGGGCCACAGCUGCAACGGGUUUUUAAUACGUUGGAGGGUACUGAAGAUUUUCCGCUGGUGUUGUUAGAAAAGCGUUGGUAUGAUGUCGCAGUGGAACGUUUGGAUGCAUACUUCAAACCGCGCAAGCAGGAUGUCCUCGAACGACACCGGCUACGAAGCAUGAAGCAGGGGCCGAACGAACGUUUUUCACAUUACGUCCUACGUUUGCGCCAGCAAUUGAAGGACUGCGGGCUGGAGAAAUAUUCCCAGGAGGUGAAGAACGUCAUGGAAGAAAUUAUGUUGGUUGAUGUAAUAGUUGAGGGCUGUAACUCCAAUGAGCUGCGACGAAAAAUUCUCGAGAAAGAUCAGUCGUUGGGUGAUAUCGAGGCACUGGGAGAGUCAAUAGAGAGCGUUCGCGUACAAGAACAGGAACUAAAGAUCGAGAAAAGGGGCAUUGAAUCAGCAGAAGUUUGCAAGGUGCAGAGCUCCGUGAAAACGAGAAAAGAGCGUAAGGAAGAAAAGGUCAUCAACCGGUUUCCAACCGUUUCAUCGACCUACAAUGGUUCAAGGAUUUGUUUCGCCUGCGGUCGACAGGGGCACAUGUCAAAAUCUCCUAUGUGCCCCGCGAAAGAUCAGAUCUGCCGGCGGUGCAAGAAACCCGGACAUUUUGAAAAUGUCUGCCGCAAGCAUCCUUCUGAAUUUCGACACCCGGCGCCCCCAAAGAAAGUGCAAAUUGUUGAAGAUAUUGCCGAUCAUGCUUCUGAAACUCUGCAUCAGGAUUUGCAACCCGAGCCCCAACCAGCAUCUCAAUCGAUGCCUUAUCGCACUGCAGCCGAACGAAAAGUGUACUACACUUUCUAUACCGGAAGUGAUACGAAUGUUUUCGCCUGUACAAUCGGCGGAGUGAAGACUGAGGUAUUCAUUGAUUCUGGAUCCGAUGUCAAUUUGAUCACAUCGGAUACAUGGGCGAAACUGAAGGCGCAGCAGAUCGUCGUAUCGAAAUGCGAGAAGGGUAGCUGCAAGGUUCUGAAAGCGUACGCAUCAAGCAAGCCACUGACUGUUCUGGGGACUUUUCAAGCAGUCAUCGAAAUCGGAAAGCGAUCUGUGGAAGCGGAAUUCAUGGUGGUGCAAAACGGGCAGCGGAAUUUAUUGGGCGAUACGUCUUCGAAGCAGUUAGGAAUCCUGAAGAUUGGUUUGGAGACAAACCAAGUGUCAAACGAGGAAGGAAAUGAUUCUCCGUUCUCCAAGAUAACCGGGAUGAAAGUCCGAAUUUCUAUGGACCCAAAGAUCACUCCAGUGUUCCAACCGUUACGGCGAAUCCCAAUUCCUUUGGAAGCAGCAGUUAAUGAAAAGCUGGAUGAACUGCUACGCAGAGAAAUCAUCGAACCGAAACAAGGUCCGGCUACGUGGGUAUCGCCGUUAGUGGUUGCCAACAAGACGAACGGUACUAUUCGACUUUGUGUUGACUUACGCCGAGUCAACCAAGCUGUGAUUCGGGAGAGGCACCCUAUGCCUAUUAUCGACGACGUGCUGGCGAAAAUCGGAAGAGGAAAGGUUUGGAGCGUCCUUGACAUCAAAGAUGCAUUCUUCCUACUGGAACUAGAAGAGGAAUCGAGAGACAUCGUGACAUUCAUCACACAUCGUGGGCUUUACCGUUUCACACGGCUGCCGUUUGGCCUCGUGUCGGCCCCAGAAAUAUUUCAACGAAAGAUGGACGAAAUUCUGGCCGACUGCGAGGGCACAUACUGGUAUUUAGACGAUGUCGGCGUAGAAGGGAGCAGUGUUGAAGAACACGAUUUGAGAUUGAAGAAGGUAUAA
Aedes albopictus (Asian tiger mosquito) is the source of this 1812-nucleotide messenger RNA. RefSeq lists its product as uncharacterized. Gene Ontology annotation, molecular function: zinc ion binding; nucleic acid binding. The record is from RefSeq and is a predicted model, not a curated record. Bases 1 to 1812 code for a protein of 603 amino acids. The transcript has a single exon. Lineage: Eukaryota; Metazoa; Arthropoda; Insecta; Diptera; Culicidae.